Messenger RNA from Staurois parvus, 744 nucleotides. Lineage: Eukaryota; Metazoa; Chordata; Amphibia; Anura; Ranidae. The record is from the annotation of a GenBank genome assembly.
AUGUUCUGCGUCAACUCUGCCAUCUUCACCUUGGGAUUGGCCAUCCUGUGUGUCGGCUUCUGGGGCCUCGCUGCCAAGCAGUCCUUAAUGGGCGAACAGAUCGGAUACCUGGGAACCGACCCUAUGCUGGUGUUCGUUCUGGUAGGCCUGGUGACGUGCGCCUUAUCGUUUUCGGGGUGUGUCGGGUUUGUCAGGGAGAACACUUGUCUUCUGAAGACCUUCUUUGUUGGGAUAAUGAUUCUGAUAACCGCGCAGAGCUUGGUGGCCAUCGUGGUCCUUUGUUUUCAGCAGCAGAUCCAGGAUUCCUUGAGGAGCACCAUGCUGGUCGCCAUGAGCCGAUACCAAGACGAUGCCGACUUGAGGUUUAUACUGGAUGAGGUUCAGCUGGCUAUGGAGUGCUGCGGGGGGCAGUCUUACCAAGACUGGUCGGUCAAUCUGUAUUUUAACUGCUCGUCCCCUGGGGUGAACUCUUGCGGCGUUCCGUACUCCUGCUGCAUCGACCCCCUGCAGAAUGGCACGGUCCCCAACUCUCAGUGCGGUUUCGGUGCUCUGGCGAUGGGAGAAGUUGCGGCCAGCAGCCUCGUCUAUCUGGGUGGCUGCAUUCCUCAGCUGGUCCUCUGGAUUGGCAGCAGGAUCUGGGAUAUUGCGGCGGUUUAUAUCUUGCUGACCGCCAUCGAAGUCGUCUUCCUGGUCUUCGCCCAGAGAGUGAUGCGAGAGAUCGAGGCGGUGAAAUCUCUGUACUGA